AUGGCAGAGAUCAAUGCUGUGGUAAACCAUUCAAAUGCAAGCGCAAAUGGACCCAGGAAAGUGAGCUCCAUAGAGGAAUCUAGCCCCUUUCCGGUCCCAGGGCAGGGACCAGGGGUGCUAGAGAUGCGUGUGAAGGAAGGCAGCAAAAUCCGAAACCUACUGGGCUUUGCCAUGUCCCGGAUACAAGGAGAGGGUGGCCAGUCUGUGGUGUCACAAGUUCUGUUCACUGGCUCGGGUCGAGCCAUCACUAAAACCAUUACCUGUGCUGAGAUCAUGAAACGUAAAGUGCUGGGUUUGCACCAAGUAUCCAAGAUCCAGUACAGGACUGUGAGAGAGGUAUGGGAGAGUCAGGAGGGCUGCAGAACACAGACAACUAUAAACAGGACUGUUCCUUCCAUCUCUAUCCUCCUCUCCAAAAAUCCACUAGAUCCCCAGGAGCCAGGAUACCAGCCCCCAGAUGACCUGUUCUCUCAAACAAAGGAAAAGGAUGAAGACAAUACCCCACUAGACCUGGGAAAGAGACACUGGAGUUGUUACUCACCUGUAGUUUUGUCCACCUCUAAAAGAGCCUGCCUAGAGGAGGACAAACACACUGCUCCGUAA
Messenger RNA from Chanos chanos (milkfish), 603 nucleotides. It is a transcript of the gene rpp25a, whose product is annotated as ribonuclease P/MRP subunit p25, a. NCBI's taxonomy places the organism in Eukaryota, Metazoa, Chordata, Actinopteri, Gonorynchiformes, Chanidae. The transcript has 2 exons. Bases 1 to 603 code for a protein of 200 amino acids. Gene Ontology annotation, biological process: tRNA 5'-leader removal. Gene Ontology annotation, molecular function: RNA binding. Gene Ontology annotation, cellular component: ribonuclease MRP complex. The record is from RefSeq and is a predicted model, not a curated record.